AUGGCAUUCAAUCUUUUUUCCCGUUCAUCGGAUUCGCCAAUAUCAACUGGGAAGCGGAAUAUUGCCAUCGCAGAAGUUGUUAUAUAUUCACUUAUUCACAUUGCGCAGUUUAGCACAAGAUGCAUGCAAGAGUGGCGAUACUGGCACCAUAACAGGGACAAGAGUAUCGGACGCUGUGUGUUCUAUUCCUGGUGGAGUAUGGUUGGUCUUCUGGCACAGAUUCGCAUCGCGGGUUCGGCUCUGGUGCUUUCAAGCUCACGCCCAGAGAAGCCAAUACUCAUUGCGGAAUCCAUUUUGCAAAGCGUGGGACUGUCGCCCCUCUUGUUUGAAGUCAGCUUGGUCUUAUUGCGAUGUGGACAAUCCAGAGAAACGGGCCCUGGAAAUUCGAAAUGGACCAAGCCGAGCCGGUUUGCUUUGCAUUUUUUCCGUUUCCCCAUUUUUAUUGCUAUCACGCUAGCAGUGGUAGGCGGAUGUAUUAACAUGCGCGCAUUGGGGGAAGCUGGUUCCAUUGUUCUUGUUGUCACAUUCGCUUAUGUGUGCGGCCUUGUUGGUUGGCUUGCGGUAAAAUCGCGGUCAAUUCUUCCAAAGUCGGGUCAUUGUGCCGUACUUUUGACAGUGUUGACUCUUCCAUUUUUGUUGGUUCGGAUCAUUUAUUUUCUGUUAUUGGAGUAUGGACCUCCCAAGUUCAACCCAGCCACUGGUGAUAUCGGCAUCUUAGUUGGAAUGGGGCUUCUGAUGGAGAUCAUCAUUGUCAUCUUGCUUUUGACAGCACGCGCUGUGGCUGAACCGGUUUGGCCAUCAAUCAUUUCUAAGCGCAUCGUAUACGAUGACUUGGAGUCGACGCGGAAUUGA
Molecule: messenger RNA, 852 nt
Organism: Penicillium crustosum
Lineage: Eukaryota; Fungi; Ascomycota; Eurotiomycetes; Eurotiales; Aspergillaceae
Exons: 3
Coding region: 1-852 (283 amino acids)
Source: RefSeq, a predicted model, not a curated record